CACACACACACACACACGUACUCACACGCGCGCGCGCGCGCACACACUGCCGGAUAUUUGCUGGGAAUCGGAGCACACUGUCGGAGAGACGCAAUGUUGGUCAAACUGGCCGUGGUGCUGCUGGUUUUGUCAGUGCUGGAGCAAGUGGUGGGAUCGGAUAAUAUCGAUAUCCAUGACAGCCUCCCCGAGAAGCCUGCGAGCCAGAAAGGACGCCUCUCCCUGCAGAACACAGCUGAGAUCCAGCACUGCCUGGUGAGUGCAGGGGAUGUCGGCUGUGGUGUGUUUGAGUGCUUUGAGAAUAACUCCUGCGAGAUACGAGGGCUACAGGAAAUCUGCAUGACGUUCCUGCACAACGCUGGCAAAUUUGACUCUCAGGGGAAGUCCUUCAUCAAGGAUGCUCUGAAAUGUAUGGCGCAUGGGCUACGGCACAAGUUCAGCUGUAUCAGCAGGAAGUGUGUGUCCAUUAAAGAGAUGGUGUUUCAGCUCCAGAGAGAGUGCUAUAUCAAACACAACCUGUGCUCUGCUGCUAAGGAGAAUGUGGCCGUCAUGGUGGAGAUGAUCCAUUUCCAAGAUCUCUUCCCUAAAGGCCCGUACGUGGAGCUGGUGAAUAUUCUUCUGAGCUGCGGAGAGGAGGUGAAGGAGGCGCUGACACGGAGCGUCCGGCUACAGUGCGAGCAGAACUGGGGGGCUCUGUGCGACAGCCUGAGCCUCUGCUCCUCCCUCGCCCCGUCCCCCGCCGGCUCCGCCGCCGAACACCACCGCCGCCCCGCGCCCUCCCACCCUGAGCCGGAGCACCCCCGCCCUCCGCGGCAAGGCGACAAGGACAAACCCGCGAAGGCCGGCUUCAACGCUCACCCACGCAAUCGCAGUCAGGGACCCCGGCGCCAGAGCCCAGAGGCCGGAGUCGUGGCUGAGCAGGAAGACCCCGAGGCCACCGGCAUCCGGAGGUGAAAGCGCAGGAGACUGACCUUUGACC
Molecule: messenger RNA, 976 nt
Organism: Perca flavescens (yellow perch)
Lineage: Eukaryota; Metazoa; Chordata; Actinopteri; Perciformes; Percidae
Gene: stc2a
Product: stanniocalcin 2a
Exons: 4
Coding region: 94-951 (285 amino acids)
Biological process (GO): intracellular calcium ion homeostasis
Cellular component (GO): extracellular region
Molecular function (GO): hormone activity
Source: RefSeq, a predicted model, not a curated record